AUGUCAAACAACUCUUUGGCGCUUAAAUUUUUAGCAUUUCCUGGAGCUAUGUUAGCUGCUGGAAAGGCUUUAAUCACCAAAGGAGCUCAAGCCCAAGCGUUGUGUCAGAAAGAAACUUUGAAAUUCGAAGAAGCAAGGAUGGAUGGUAACGAGGAUCUAGUUAAAAACAUUAGAAGGGAAUAUCUUAGCUGUACUUAUAAGAUGUUCCAUGGGGUCAAGUAG
Messenger RNA from Blepharisma stoltei, 222 nucleotides. The record is from the annotation of a GenBank genome assembly. NCBI's taxonomy places the organism in Eukaryota, Ciliophora, Heterotrichea, Heterotrichida, Blepharismidae.